This is a messenger RNA of Nematolebias whitei (Rio pearlfish), 4777 nucleotides long. RefSeq names its product zinc finger, ZZ-type containing 3 (gene zzz3). Lineage: Eukaryota; Metazoa; Chordata; Actinopteri; Cyprinodontiformes; Rivulidae. The record is from RefSeq and is a predicted model, not a curated record. The transcript has 13 exons. Bases 304 to 3816 code for a protein of 1170 amino acids. Gene Ontology annotation, molecular function: zinc ion binding.
GGCUAGCCGCCGCCGCUACACACAUGCUACUUCUACCUGCCUGCAGCUGAAAUAUAAACCUCGGCGGAAACACACAGUUCCCAGUUGUUCCCUAAGUCUGCGUGCUUAAAUCACGUCUACAUCAGUUGUGGAGCCAGCUAACAUGUGACCGGUGCCGGCGAAGUUAUCAGAGGAGCCACAUUUAUAGUCGACACGAUUAUUCUCUGCAGGAAAAACUACUCGACAAGAACUAGCUAAGGUGCCCACAUUCUGCUGCAGAGGAGAGAGCACCAGGAUGAGGAGACAGUAGGCACCCGCCGUAGUAUGGCCGCGUCCCGUUCUUCGCGUGUCACAAGGUCAUCAGUAGGGCUCAAUGGAUUGGAUGAGAACUUUUGUGGUCGAACCCUCAGGAACCGCAGCAUUGCCCAGCCAGAGGAGACCUCUGUGUCUCCGCUGCCGAGGGCGCGCUCUCCCAAGAAAAAGCAGGAGUCGAAGCACGACGCCAAGCAGGAGUCGACGCACGACGCCAAGCAGGAGUCGAAGCACGACGCCAAGAAGGAGUCGACGCAGGACAGCAAACCGGACACCAAGCGGGACUCGAAGCAGGAAACGAAGCAGGACCGCAAACCGGACACCAAGCGGGAGUCAAAACAGGACACCAAGCAGGAGUCGAAGCAGGACAUCAAACCGGACACCAAGCAGGAGUCAAAGCAAAAUGCCAAGCAGGAGUCGAUGCAGGACCGCAAACCGGACACCAAGCAGGACUCGAAGCAGGAAACGAAGCAGGAGUCGACACAAGACCGCAAACCGGACACCAAGCAGGAGUCAAAACUGGACACUGAGCAGGAGUCGAAGCAAAACGCCGAGCAGGAGUCGAAGCAGAACGUCGAGCAGGAGUCAAAGCAGGAGUCGAAGCAGAACGUCGAGCAGGAGUCCAAGCCGAACGUCGAGCAGGAGUCCAAGCCGAACGUCGAGCAGGAGUCCAAGCCGAACGUCGAGCAGGAGUCCAAGCCGAACGUCGAGCAGGAGUCCAAGCCGAACAUCAAAAAAGAUCCUGAGCAGGAGUCAAAGCAUGAUAUCAAACAAGAGACGACGCUGGACACCCUGCAGGAGUCGAAGCAGGAAUCAAGGCACAAUGACAUGCAGGUGUCAAAUGACAUCAAGCAGAACACGGUUGAAGAGUCAACUCCAGAAUCUAAGCUGGAGUCGCAGCAUGAUGUUAAACAGGAGACACAGCCACAGGAGACUUGCUUGCAAGAAAAUAAACAACAGGACUUAUUUCAGAGAAACGUAAACAACUCCAGUACUUUACCGGGUGAUGUGGAUCAAUCGACAGCUUCCAGGAAGCGGGGUGUAUCCUGUUUAGAAAACUACAUCAGUCAAGAGAAGUACGAGAACUCUGACCCAGUGAAAGAACCGCAGGGUGCCUCUCCUCAAACCAAAAGGACCAAGUGGUGCUCCCGCUCUGGAGAAUCUCAGGGACAGGAGGAGGACCAUGGGUUUUUGAAACCUGAAAGUCCGGUCUCUGUCCCAGAGCCUUGUAAGGACAUCAUUUGUGAAAGAAUGCCCAGCCACAACUCUUCUAACACCGCACCCGCUUCACCUAUUCUUUGCAAGCUGGAAAGUGAUGCAGUCGGACAGAAGGUGGAGGAGCAUAGUCAUGUGGAGUGUGAUGAAGUGUUUUCACCCCCUAAUUCUCACAAGGCCUCUAAUGGGUUUGGAGAAACGGACGUAGACAGAUCUAGCACACUUACUGAACAGACUAGUGUUAACCCCACUUCUGUCACUGUUCCCUCGUCGCUGCUGAACGGCAGUCGGAUGGGGGUUCCCUCAUCCCCCGACCCCUCGGUGCCUUUUACAAACUCUGUCCCUGGGCAAAGGGAGAUCUCUGGCUCAGGGGAACUGUCAGCCUCGUUGGCACCGACGUUUGACGGUGCUUCAGAGGACCCUGUUCCUGACUUGAUCGUUGCCAAAGAGCAGGAGGUGGAGGAGGUGGAGGUCGAUGUAGUAGGUGACCCUUUGUGUCUAGCUCACGAGGAGCAGGUGGUAGUAAGUGAAAGCGACACAAACGGCCGACCACCGUCACCAGCGCAGGACGCUGCCGCCUCCACCUCCUCCUCUACUACGAACACAAACUGUAGUUCAAUCAACAACAGCAACUCAGGAGAAACUACACCCCUACUCACAACACCCACCUCCCCCACAGAACCAGGGUGCAGCCCUUCCAUACCCAGCAUGUCCCCAUCUUUCACAGAGCUCUAUGAACACAGAUAUACCCUGAGGACUUCACCUAGGAGAGUUGUGUCUGGUGGCAAAGCUUCUCCCUCCAAACCCAGCUCUCCUCUGACAGAUAAUGGACCUUUAAUGGAGGAGGGGGAGGUGGUGGUGGGCUGCCCCAUGGUGGAGGAACUCGUUUGCUCUGACUCACUUGGUCCUUCUAGCGAGCAGUCGGAUUCUGUGGAUCCUGAAAACGAGGCAGUUGAUAAAGACGGUGGAUUUAUAGACAAAAAGACCAGCGAGGAGCCGAGAGGAAGCCAGGCUGCAGACGACGACGACGAGGAGGAGGAGGAGGAAGAGGAGGAGGAACCAGAUGUGUAUUAUUUUGAGUCGGACCACCUGGCUCUUAAACACAAUAAAGAUUAUCAGAGACUGCUGCAGACCAUAGUGGUACUCGAGGCUCAGCGCACGCAGGCCAUCUUUGAUUUGGAGACGUUGGCACGUCGUCAGAGAGGGGCGCUGGCCGAUCCCAUCAGCUUUGUAGAUCAGCUGCAGAAACAGGUGAAUUUGGGCAUGCCGUGUCCUCAGCAUGUCGUUCAACUCCCUGACAUUGCUUGGGAGCAGUACACCUCAGGCCUCGGGGACUUCGAGAGAGAGUUCUGCGACAAGAAACGAAAAACCCGGCAGCUGAAUUUGAUCUUUGAUAAAGGUUUGCCUCUUAGACCAAAAAGUCCCGUUGAACCCAAGAAGGAAGGCGAAUGCUCCAGCUCGUACUCCUCUCUUCCCAUGAGCGAUGCCCCAGAGAACGGCAGGCAAACACAGAUGAUCAGGGGGAGGAUAUGUCACCCAAAUAAGCCUCACACGUUUAACCAGCUGUGGACGGUGGAAGAACAGAAAAAACUGGAGCAGCUUCUUCUUAAGUACCCACCUGAGGAGAUCGAGUCCAAACGAUGGCAGAAAAUUGCCGAUGAGCUCGGCAAUCGGACGGCCAAACAGGUUGCCAGUAGAGUUCAAAAGUACUUCAUCAAACUGACAAAAGCUGGUAUUCCUGUGCCUGGAAGGACACCCAACCUCUGCAUGUACACUAAAAAGGCCUCCAGUAAGAAGCAGCACCACCUGAACAGGCACCUGUACCGACCCUCCACCUUCCUAACGUCGUACGAGCCUCCGGUCUUCAUGGAUGAAGACGACGAGCGCUCGCCGUAUUACAACAUGCAGGACCCUUCAGCAGAUGACUCGGAUGAGGAGAGCGUUCCUGUGGAGCUGAGAAACUUACCGGAGUACAAAGAGCUUUUGGAGCUGAAGUGUUUGAAAAAACAAAAACUCCAGGAGAUCCAGGAGGAGAAGGGCGGGGUGCAGCAUUUAGGAUUCAAGUGCGACGUCUGCGGCAUGGAGCCCAUCCAGGGCGUGAGAUGGCACUGCCAGGACUGUCCGCCAGAAAACGCGGUUGAUUUCUGCUCCAACUGCUCGGACUGCCUGUUCAAGACGGAGACCCACAAACCCAACCACCACCUGGAGCCGGUGUAUCAGUCCGAAACCUUCCUGGACAGGGACUACUGCCUGCCGCAGAGCACGGGCUACAACUACCUGGACCCUAAUUACUUCCCCGCCAACAGAUGACAGGAUCCCAGGCGCCCCUAGCUCUCUCUCUCUCUCCACGUACCCCACAGGCCACUCUGUGUACGGCUCCAUCCUCCAAGUCCAAGAUAACCGCUUCACCCACCGGCCAGGCAGGAAGGCCAGCCGGGGGGGCCUCAGAACAGACCUCAGAGCUGCUGCUGCUGGUGGGCGGGGGAGCUGUUGGUUACUGACCUCUCUGACUUCAUCAAAGGGUGGUUGCGUUGAUCCCCUCCCAAAAAAAACCCCACCUCAGCCAGGUUAUUUAACGGUGAUUUGAAACGAUACACUAUUUAAAAAAGAAAACUGAAGGCGCACAACAUUCCUGAGCUUUGAAACUCCAGGACCCCCCCCCCCCCCACCUUCUCUGUGCUGCUUCAACUGGAGAAUUGAUGAUUCGUCUGGUGGAGCGCCACCUAAUGGAGCCACGGUGGACUGGGCUCGUUGCGAUACACUGAGGUGGAUUUAGUGUGUCUGUGUUUUAUGCAAGAGUGGAAACCAUUUUAGAUUAUUUAUGAGUCACUGGGUUCUGCAGGAACUGACGUCGCGUCAUCGAGGCCGACUGAGCGAAGUUACGUCGAGUCGAUGUUCUUCAGACCGACCCGCGUGUUUUACAGGUUGAGUUUCAUCAUGAAGUCAUCACGAACACUGUCACACAAUGCUGCUCCCUUCACCUUCCCAACACACACACACACACACACUCACCUCAUCCGUUUCCUUCGCUCUCUCCACUGAAACACGUCUAACAAGAGAAGCACUACAACACAGAGAGCCAUUUUUCUUUGAGAACGUGGGAAAACACAAAGAUGUUUUUUUUUUUUUUUCUGUCCUCUCCCGGUGUGUGCCGUCGUUGACCAUGUUGACUGUUCGAGUAUAUCGUGGAAAAGUGAAAAGUAGCCACCGCUAGUUGCCGUGUGCCAUUUAAAAUAAAAUGAAACAAAAAGAUUUUUACUUUUUGGGCAGA